Messenger RNA from Cydia fagiglandana, 4010 nucleotides. RefSeq names its product TBC1 domain family member 5 (gene TBC1D5). The transcript has 13 exons. NCBI's taxonomy places the organism in Eukaryota, Metazoa, Arthropoda, Insecta, Lepidoptera, Tortricidae. Gene Ontology annotation, biological process: activation of GTPase activity. The record is from RefSeq and is a predicted model, not a curated record. Bases 171 to 1745 code for a protein of 524 amino acids. Gene Ontology annotation, molecular function: GTPase activator activity.
CAAGAAUUAAAUGUACUGUACGAAAGAACAAAUCAUAAUUAUUUUUUAUUUUAAAGAUACGAAUGGAAGCUUGAGAAAUUAAGUUAUUUAACGACUUUGCCUCACACUUUUAGCUAUGUUUACUUACCAAUUAUUUUCAUGAAUGUGAAAAUGUUUUAAAUACCGGACGAAUGAUGGAUCACAAAAAUGGUGACGGUUCACAGUCGCCGAGCAACAAUACGGUAUCGGAUUAUGAUCUGCAAUUGCCAGCAUGGAGCUUAGAGUGCCUUAAGGCGGCGGCCGUUCAACAUAGGCUUCAGCGACCGAGGAGCCUUGCGUGGGCCAUAUUGCUGAAUGCCCUGCCACCGCCAAAUGCUGAUAUUGCUGGCAGCCUGAAAACUCAUAGGAAUUUCUACAAUGACAUAAAGUCCAAGCUGUCGAUGGACCCUCGGAACGUCAUCGGCGAUGACCCCCUGUCGCAGAAUGAUGAGAGCGCAUGGAACCAGCAUUUUUGUGACAACGAACUGAAGGCGUUGAUACUACAAGACGUUGUCAGGACGUUUCCUGACGAGCUCUACUUUAGAGAUAAAGACGUUCAGGACAUGAUGGUGCAAGUAUUAUUCUUCUGGGCACGCUCUCACGCCUACGUGGGCUACCGGCAGGGCAUGCACGAGGUGCUGGCUCCGCUGUUGCUAGAACUGCAUAGAGACAGGACACACGCACCGAGAACACUUACUAAUACAUUAAGAUACAUCUUGGAAGAAGAAUAUUUGGAACAUGACAGCUACAUGAUGUUCAGCGCGGUGAUGAAAGGUCUGGAGAAGUUCUAUACGACGGGCGACGUGGUGCCUUCGUCAUGUGGUCGUCUGCCUGUAUCUAAAGUCAUCCACAACCCGAACGAAGUAGUAAGAUACCUGGACAAGGUGCGAGAAGAAUGUUUAUCGCCGCUAGACAACGAAUUAGCCACGCAUUUAGCUCAAUGUAAUAUUUCUAUGGAGCUGUUUGGAAUUCGAUGGCUACGGCUGCUGUUCGGGCGCGAGUUUCCGCGCGCGGAGCUGCCGCAGCUGUGGGGCUUUCUGUUCGCGGACGGGCCCAUGCUGCCCAACAUACACUACGUCGUCGUCGCCAUUCUGAUAGCUAUGAAGGCCACGCUAAUGGACGCGGAUUCAGGCGUGGUCCUAUCCGCCUUGAUGAGGCCGCCGCGGUUAUCAGUGACUUACGCUUGCGCGCUCGCUCUGCACUUGCGGAGUCCGCUGCAGCACCCGCGCCCACAGCCGCCGCCCGUUCAGGAUAAAGACCAAGAUAUGUCCACGUACUCCAGCGAGUGGGCGCUCGAGCAGCAGGGCUACGCCACGGGCUCGGACUCGGGGUCGGAGGGCGUGGCGGAGGGCGCCGACAUCGCGCGCUCGCUCGCCGCGCUCGGGCUCCUGCGCGCGCAGCUCCCGCCCGCCGCCGCCGCGCUCGCCCGCGAGCUCAGGGACCCCCCACCCAGGGUCGCGGCGCCGCUGCAGAGGAUACUCAAGCUGGCAGCUCUCCUAGAAUGCCGCAACCACGCCCUCAUCGACGUUGAAACGGCCCUCGAGGCGGCCGAAGCGGGCGCCGAACAAAUCGGACGACGGAAAAUAGUCCCCGUCAUAGUCAACCACAAACCUCAACCUAAACCCGCGGUUAAAGUCAAAGAAGUGCCCUUAAAACUGUUCCAUAAAACGGAGUGUUUCAAUAGCGACCUGCCGUGCUUAGAUCCGUUGAGACUUAGGACUGAAUGAUUAAGGGAGUUAUAGGGAUAAGUGAAGUGACUAAGUGAAACUUUAUUAAAGUGAUAACAAGGCUGGUGUAAACAUUUAAAGUAAUGAAUUUGGGGGAGUAAAAGCUUCUACAGUACUAUUUCGACUUUAAAAAGAGGUAAUUUUAAAUAAAUAUGGGAGAGAUGGUACAAAUAGUUAAAAAUACAGAAAAAUGUGAUUAAUAGUCACAAUACAACUCUUAAUAAUUAAACUCAUGAAGAAUAAUUACAGGAUUUAAAAGAUAAACGUGUGAUAGAAAAGUGUUAAAGUGAAGCAAGAACAAACAAAAAUGAUACUGACUGACUCAAUAAUAGUGAUAACGCUGAUCGAUUGAUGAUUCGCAAAUUAAUAUUUUGUGAUACAAGAUACAAGUGUGGAAAAUAAUCAAUUCCAAUCAAGUUGAACGAUAUAAAUUGAAAUAGAUUUAGGAUGUAACAUAAAAUGUAAGAUUUGCUAAGGUAAAAAAGCAAUAAUAAACAGGAAGUCUUAAAUAUUACUCUAAGUUUACUACAGUUUAAGUUUAUAAGAUUUCAUUACUUUAUCAGUGAAAUAAAUACGUUCAUAUGCCCGUAACAGAUGUAAAAUAUAAUGUAAAAACCGGUUAAAUUUUUAUUAAAGAUGUGAUAGUAGUAAGUGCAAAUUGAGUUUAUAUUAUUAUAAAGAUUACCAAUCAUUAGCAGAUGUUUUCUUACAGAUUUUUCACCAAACUCCUAGUAAAGGAAAAAUCUAUUUUUCAAACAGAUGUAGUUCUGCCGAAUGUACUACACGAAGUACAUACCAUGAAUAGUGCUUUAGGGUGGUAUUCCACCCUUAAUUAGUUUAGUAGUAUCCAUUUUGCAAAAAAAAGGUGAAAAAACAAGAUAUCAAAUAUUUGUACUUGGUGGAGUACAUUUGGCACUCAUUCUUACUGUAAAGUUUAUAUCACGCCUGAACGAAGAGCAUUAAUUUAACUUGUAGUAUAAAUAAACAAAGAUUCCCGAUUAUUUAUGGAAGACAUCGUGACGAUAAUAAUCAUAACUAUACUUCGUUUAUAUAUACAUACAUACAGUUUAUAUAUACAGACAAGUUUAUCAUAAUUGUCAUACAAAUUACAACAAUUAUGAUAAACAAUUAUGACAAUUAUGAUAAACUUUGUGUUCAUAGCUGAAAUGUAAUUAAAAUAUUAAUAUAGUUAGGAGAAUCGUGUCAAAUAUAUUGUAAGCUAAACUGCUGCCAUAAUUUGUAGCUUUUAUAAAUCUACUAACAAAAAUCAUUAUAGCUUCGUUUUUCAAGUACAUAAUUAAAUGUGCAAUUCAAUUAGAAGAUAUGCCUUAUAAGGUUGUUCCUUUUCGGGAAUUAUUAAGAUACCUAAUAUAUAUUAUUAACGUAAUUAAAAAUAAAUUGAAAAAUCAUGUUACCUAAGCAUUUAUUUUUGAGUCCAUUUAAAUAUAUUCUAUGAAAUCACUGCCUGAUAUCGGCUUGGCACGGACGUACGAAAUUCAAGAUCUUCUCUUAGUUUUACACAUCUUAUACAAAUUAAUCAAAAUGCUUCAUUGCUUAUUAUUCGCUUGCAUAAAUACAGUUUGUUGUAUUAUGUAAAUAUUCAGUUUAAAUGAAGUUGGAUACAUUAAUUAUAUAAUUUCAUUAACUAGAAGUGAAAUGCAUUUGAUUUAGGUAAAAACCCCAAAGCUGGAAGUCAGCAUCAAUAGCUUUAUAGGAAGAGUUAUGUCUCCAUCCUCGUAAAACCCACGAUCCUACCUGUGGUACUAACUACUUCAAUGUAAUUUAAACCAUUUGAAAUUGGAAUAAAGUUGCAUUUCUAUUUCGUCUGAUUUUAAAGCAAUUUUUUUUGUUGGGCCUUAGGAGGAUAAAUCUGAAUCCGUUGAUGCUGACUGUGGACUGUGGGCAUCAAUAAGAUGUAUUUUUACUUAAUACCUAGGUAUUUUAUAUUUUAAAACAAACUAGUUUUUACAUAGAAUGGCUGUUAUGUUUUAUCAUUCAUUUAGAUUUUUUGCUGCAAUGAAUCAAAUAGGUAUAAGUAUGUAGAUUUGUAUAUUGAUUAUAAUUAAAACCUUUUGUUCAUUUAUUAAUCAUUAAGGUAGAAAAUCAAAAUGAAUAAAAGCUAUUCUGAAUCUUAGCUAGGUAUUUAGGUACUUAUCAUGUUCAUGGUUGUCUCGCGGGCUUUCCAUAUUGUAUACCUAUAUAAAAAAAAAGAUUCCGCUUUAUGUAUACCUAUUUAUAAAAUAAAUAGGUUUAUGGAAAUAUUGA